UAAUAUUUCUUGAGAAGUAUUACCUAUUUUAAAUAUUAGUCCACUUUUGCCCCAAUCAUACGUUCAUUCUUGAGGUGAGAGGAGCUUUUUCAGUUUGGUGUUUUACGAAGCCACGUAAUGGAGAGGACACCCAGCUUCUUUUUUCCUGCUGCUGAGCAGUCAGUUUUAGUCGCUGCAGCGCUUCCAGAUUUACCUCGAUGUGCUUUUGUCAUCAUAAUCCCUCCUCCAUGUCAAGACUGAUUUGCUUUCCUAGUCAAGACUCGCAUCGUCCGUUUUUGCGUUCCAUUUCUCCUUCUCCUUUUUUUUGGUUCUAUUGAUCAAUAACAAAUCGGGAAGAUGUUGGUAAACCAGUCAGGUAUAUGCUUGCUAGCUGGAGUCUGUGCUACGCUCAUUGCCCUGGCUUUAGCCUAUUACUUGUAUUGGACCAUUAUUCUGAGUGACGGCCCUUGCACACGCUUCUGAGUGGUUAUCAUGGGCUUCAUUGCCUUUCUGAAGACCCAGUUCAUAGUUCACCUCCUCAUUGGGUUCGUCUUUGUUGUGAGUGGACUGAUCAUUAACUUCAUUCAACUAUGCACGCUAGUCCUCUGGCCCAUAAACAAGCAGUUUUAUCGCCGAGUAAACUGUCGCCUUGCCUAUUCGCUGUGGAGCCAGUUGGUAAUGCUGCUGGAAUGGUGGUCAGGCACAGAGUGCACCUUGUUCUCAGACGAGGCCACGGUGAACACCUUUGGGAAAGAACACGUCAUCAUCAUCUUGAACCACAACUUUGAAAUUGACUUCUUGUGCGGCUGGACUAUGACAGAGCGCUUCGGAGUGCUAGGGAGUUCCAAAGUUCUUGCUAAGAGAGAGCUACUAUAUGUGCCCCUAAUUGGCUGGACGUGGUACUUCCUCGAGAUUGUUUUCUGCAAAAGGAAAUGGGAAGAAGACAGAGAUACGGUUAUUGAAGGAUUAAAACGUUUGGCUGAUUAUCCUGAAUAUAUGUGGUUUCUCCUGUACUGUGAAGGAACUCGUUUUACAGAGACCAAGCAUCGUAUCAGUAUGGAGGUAGCUGAAUCCAAGGGGUUGCCUAAGCUGAAAUACCACCUGUUGCCCAGAACCAAAGGUUUCACCACUGCUGUCCAGUGUCUCAGGGGAACAGUUUCAGCAGUGUAUGAUGUAACACUAAAUUUCAGAGGAAACAAGAACCCAUCUUUAUUAGGAAUUCUUUAUGGAAAGAAAUAUGAAGCAGAUAUGUGUGUAAGGAGAUUUCCUCUGGAAGAUAUCCCUCAAGAUGAAAAGGAAGCUGCAAACUGGCUUCAUAAGCUUUACCAGGAAAAGGAUGCUUUGCAAGAGAUGUAUAAUCAGGAAGGCAUAUUUCCUGGCCAGCAGUUUAAACCUCCUAGGAGACCAUGGACUCUCCUAAACUUUCUUUUUUGGGCCACAGUUCUCCUCUCUCCUCUCUUCACAUUUGGCUUUGGAGUUUUUGCAAGUGGAUCACCUCUCCUUAUCCUUGCAUUCCUGGGACUUGUUGGAGCAGCUUCCUUUGGAGUUCGUAGACUGAUAGGAGUAACUGAAAUAGAAAAAGGCUCCAGCUAUGGCAACCAAGAAUUCAAGAAAAAGGAAUAACUGACAGCUGCAGUUCAGCACAUAUAACCAGACUAUGGUAUCCGAUUUAACUUCAGUUAAAAAACAACAACAAACACUUAGAAACUAUCUUUUUCUUAAUAACUGAUGACUAAUAUUAAUGAAUAAAACUUGAGCCAAGAAUGAAGAAGUUGGAGGCAUCAGCUGAAGAGAACGCAUCAACUUCCUGCCUGUUUAAGGAUUACUGUAGUCAAACUAUGGGAGAAAAUCUGGGGUGGGGUGGAAGAAGAAACUAAUUUUUCUUGCUUUGUUGGGGGACUUGUGGGGGGGGGGGUGAGAAAAGAGGGCAUUGGCCAUGGCCACGUGCAUCUUCAGAUGACUGAAUACACUGGUUUCUGUCAAAAGCACUACACUCACUUUUACAACAGGAGCCAUUGAAUGUUUCCUCUUGCUAAAGCCAACGUAAUGUUUGUUGAUUUCCAACUUUUUUUAUUAAUGAGCCAGGAAAAAACAACCCUUCUUAAGUUAAUCAACAGAUGUUCACUGGGUUAGAGUCAUUUUGGAAAGGCUGUGUUCUCAUGGCUACAGGUGGAAUCCUAUUUGUAUGUGACACUGAUACUUUUUAUUUUUAGACAAUGUCUUAAAACUUCUGUAAUGCAAGAGAAUGGAUAGUGGAGUUUGGAAGCAGUGUGUUAUUGAUCAGCACAUACCAUAGAACAGAUCCACUAGUAUUAAAACAGUAUAAAUUUCUCAUCCUAUCUCCUGCUAACUGCUCAAGGCUGCUUAAUUUCAAAAUACUACUUCAGUCUUGAGUGUUGUUUGCCCUGUUUCACAUCAUACAUGUACGAUAAUCUUGAAUCUGUUGGGGCUCGUUUUGUUUUCUGAAUUAAUGGUGACCGUGGGGUUUGGAGUUGCGCAAAGGAAAUUUAUUCAACUGUCCUGACGUUUUCUCCUUUUAUUUCUGUUCACAUCUCUCAUCACCGAAGUCCAGUUCAGUCAACCUGUCUUGGUAAACUGGGAGGCAGCAGCAGAAAUCAGCACAGUAGUUUUCAAAAUGUCUUCCUUUACAAAAAAAUUUGAAAAGGAGAGGUCUGUAGCAGUCAGAUUUCAAAUACUGGCAUCUCUUGAACUUUUAAUGAGAGUUCUGACAUUGAUUCAAAUGGGGCCAGGAUCUUACCCUGUGUGCUGUAAUGAUAGGGUGUGCUGCACUUUCUACUUGGUCGUGCUUUAGAUGUUAAUGUGAAGUAUAUUGCAAGGUGAGCUGUGCUGUUAAGAAUUAGAAAGAGUAUGGGGUCUCUUCAGGGAUUUUAAAUAUCUUUAGUUUUGCUUGUUGACCUUUUGGGUUUUUUCACUGAAAAUUAGAAAUCAGAAUCAUGGCUGUA
Aquila chrysaetos chrysaetos is the source of this 2942-nucleotide messenger RNA. RefSeq names its product 1-acylglycerol-3-phosphate O-acyltransferase 3 (gene AGPAT3). Bases 472 to 1602 code for a protein of 376 amino acids. The transcript is spliced from 9 exons. The record is from RefSeq and is a predicted model, not a curated record. Gene Ontology annotation, cellular component: endoplasmic reticulum; endomembrane system. Gene Ontology annotation, molecular function: 1-acylglycerol-3-phosphate O-acyltransferase activity. Lineage: Eukaryota; Metazoa; Chordata; Aves; Accipitriformes; Accipitridae.